UCUUCUCGUUUCUAGAUACUGGCAGCCAUGUCAACGGAGCGACUCUCCGUCGCCCCUCGACUCGAGCUAAGUCACACUGCGUGCAGUACUGAACGCUCAAUCACCGAGUCUAGACCAACUCUUCCAUAUCCCGUGUCACCAGGAUCAAUCGACAUGGACGUGGCUUGGUCAUCGAACCUGGUUCCUUAAGCAUGGCAGGUCGUACCUUACCCCGGUGCCAGAGCCAGGGCUGCUGGGGCGGUGUUACCGGGGAAUGCUGAGGGGCAAUUCGGUGUCUCGGUGUCUGCUCCGAAGCGGGGUGAAGAUCGCCAUAUAAAGCUGGCAGCUGGAGUUGGAGCUGCAACAUGCCCCUCAGCUCUCAACACACCAAUUGAUCUUCUCCUCCCAGCUCAAUUAUUCAAUCUUUUGACGCCAUGACUCUCACCGGAAGCUGCCUCUGCGGCAAUAUCACCUACACCGCUGAGACCGAUGAGUACCUGAAAGCGCUCUGCCACUGCACUGACUGUCAGAAGUGGACCGGUGGCGCCUUCACCUCCAACGCAGUCGUUCCCCGCGAGAGCUUCAAAGUCACCAAAGGAACACCCUCCUCCUAUGACGUUGUUGGUGCCAGCGGCAAGAUUAACAAGCACUUCUUUUGUUCGACCUGUGGAUCCAGCUUGUACACUGAGCUCGAAGUCAUGGCCGAUAAGACCGUAAUCAAGGCAGGUACUCUGGACAAUGGCGACACCAACCUGGGUGGGAAGGUGGAUAUCGAGUUCUACGUCAAGGAUCGACCCUCGUAUCUGGCUGCUGUCGAGGGCGCCAAGCAGGAGCCGCGCUUUGGUUAAGGGGUCGGUGAACUCGAGUUGUUCAUGCUUUACGAAGUUUGAAGUUAUCAGAAUGAAU
Messenger RNA from Aspergillus japonicus CBS 114.51, 885 nucleotides. Its product is annotated as GFA family protein. The coding region runs from base 414 to 827 and encodes 137 amino acids. The record is from RefSeq and is a predicted model, not a curated record. The transcript is spliced from 4 exons. Gene Ontology annotation, molecular function: carbon-sulfur lyase activity. Lineage: Eukaryota; Fungi; Ascomycota; Eurotiomycetes; Eurotiales; Aspergillaceae.